Messenger RNA from Linderina pennispora, 1610 nucleotides. RefSeq lists its product as uncharacterized. Lineage: Eukaryota; Fungi; Kickxellomycota; Kickxellomycetes; Kickxellales; Kickxellaceae. The record is from RefSeq and is a predicted model, not a curated record. Gene Ontology annotation, molecular function: catalytic activity. The transcript has a single exon. Bases 380 to 1285 code for a protein of 301 amino acids.
CGCCAUAUGGGCCACAGCUGCCCCACGGCACAAGUGUGCCAACCACUGCCAGCGAGUUUGAGCGCAUCCUCUACGAAGAUGACCACAGCUCAGCCGCAUCAUUCAGCAGCCAAUCAGUUUGCUCAUAUAGUGAGCAAUUCGGCUUUGAAGAUGACGAGGACAGCGAGCAACCCUAUGCCGCCCCAGCAGAACCCCUCCCUGAGGGACUGCAGAUCAUAGAGGACAGCGCAUCUGAUUCCUCUGAUGCUCCACUAAGCCGCAGACUACGAUCCCACACAAAGAAGGCCCGCCACACAUCCCCACAGUUGGACAAGCAGGGCGCUGCAAGUGCUCACUAGAACACUAGCACCAAACUGCUAACAACUGGAACUGUUUCUGAAUGUCAGCUCGAGAAAUUCGAGAAGAUAUGUUAGAGACCAUUGGCAAACGACCUACCUCUUCACGACCUUCAACGGGCUCUAUGGCUAAUGCCCCAUUAGCCAGAGGCCCACCACCACCCCCAAACAUCCUUGCCGCUGCCUUUGUGCCUGAUGAACACAACGAUAGUGACAAUGAGGAUCCACAAGAACAGGAGCCUUCGGGCACUGACUCGCCAUACCCAGAUUCACCAGCCUGGGCUGAACUACCAGUCCCUGAACCACCAUCCCUCCACCCACUCUCCCUCCCACGCCUCUGUAUUGCCUCAGCAAACAUGCAAGGUGCAAUGAGUAAUGAGCGGAAAUUGCUUGAGUUUGAACAACUCGCAAAAGACAAUGCUGUGAACAUCGUGUUCAUCCAGGAGUUCCAAGGUGUAUUUGACCCAUCUACACGCCUACGGGGAGCAUUCAAUGGCUUUGUCUGCUCAGCACCUGCCCCUACUACUACACGAUCUGAUGGUCGCCCUGCCCACUAUGACACAGUCAUUCUGACAGCCAAAGCACUUGGUGCUGUAGAGCUGCAGACACCAUUCUCAUCACCACGAGCAACAUUCCUCACUAUCCCCUCACUGCGCCUGUUGUUAAUCAACAUACAUGGCCCUUUUGGACAGGAAACUGAUGACUUCCACUUCCAUAUAGCGACUGCAGCCAGCAUGUUCCAGGAACAUGGCUGGACACUGCUUAUUGGUGGCGAUUUCAAUAUUGCCCCAACAUACAGAGACCGCCUACAUGCCAAUGAUGAUGAGCGCAAUUUCCACAUCAUUCCCAUGUAUAACCUCUACAACAACACUGUGGAUAUCCUUGACUUUCAGUGCCAACGCAUAUCAGCAGCACCUGCCAAUGCCACAACUGGGCCACUGGUGGAAUGACUUCACCUACAACCACAAUCAUGGUGGGUACAUAUCCCGUCUAGAUCUGUUUCUGGUACCCCUCGAAUGGGCUUUGCGAUGGAACACAGAGUACAUCGCCGCUCUACCAGUGGCAGAUCAUAAGACGAUAAUACUCACCAUUGAUUCUGUGACUCCUGAGCCUAAGCGCACACACCGACCAUACCGUCUGGACCCUGCCAAACUCAAUAUUGACACCAAUGUUGAGUUUGUCAACAAGAAAUUUGACAUGUUCCUCAGCAACAUCCCUGAAACGCCCAGAGAGAUACUGCCAGCAUACAUGCAAGUCCUGGCUGACAUACUUGAC